CCUCCAGCAGCCUCGGGAUCCUGCUUGCCCUUGCACGGACCCCCCUUCCAGGAAGCCUUCCCGGACUCCGCGUCCUCGUCGCCCGGCGCCUGAGGGGCUGGGCAGGUGCCGAGCCUGCGGCACGGCCGCCCCGUGACGGAGCUCCCUGCGGAGAUGACAGUCUAUCUGCUAUUACCUUUGACUCUGACUUUGAGACGAAAGCAAAAAGGAAAAGUUUCCACAAACCUCCUCCCACAUCACCAAAGUCACCUUAUUACACUAAGCCAAGAAAAGUGGCAUCCUGGAGAUCUCUGAGGACAGCAGCGACUAUGCCUCUCAGUAAUCGAAUGUCCUUAACCCCACAGAAGCUGUGGCUGGGAAACUCAAAGCAAGGAAGUCUGACCCAACCCCUGAAGUCAGACCUCACCUUGGAGCAUGCAUGGACCAACCCCCCCAGCUGCACUCCUGACUAUCUGACAGAAGCUUUAAGAAUGAAGAGGUCAAAUCUCAGGCGUUCUGCCAGCAAUGGUCAUGUCCCUGGGACCCCUGUCUACAGAGAGAAAGAAGACAUGUAUGACGAGAUCAUUGAAUUGAAGAAGUCAUUACACACGCAGAAAAGUGAUGUGGAUCUGAUGAGAACAAAACUCCGGCGCUUAGAAGAGGAAAAUAACAGAAAGGAUCGGCAGAUAGAACAGCUGUUGGAUCCAUCCCGAGGCCCGGAUUUUGUUCGGACUCUGGCAGAGAAAAGGCCUGACACUGGCUGGGUUAUUAAUGGGUUGAAGCAGAGAAUUCUCAAGCUGGAGCAGCAGUGCAAGGACAAAGACAGCACUAUCAACAAAUUGCAGACUGACAUGAAGACCACUAACCUGGAAGAGAUGAGGAUUGCCAUGGAGACCUAUUACGAGGAGAUUCACCGUCUCCAGACUCUCUUGGCAAGUUCUGAAACGACGGGAAAGAAGCCUCCAGGAGAGAAGAAAACAGGCCCCAAAAGGCAGAAAAAAGUGAGCAGUGCCCUGUUAAGCCUGUCCAGGAGUGUGCAGGAGCUCACAGAGGAGAACCAGAGCCUAAAGGAGGACCUGGACCGCAUGCUGAGCAACUCUCCCACCUGCUCCAAAAUGAAAGGUUAUGUGGAGUGGAGCAAGCCCCGGUUGCUCAGACGGAUUGCAGAGCUGGAAAAAAAAAUCAGCUCGAUGGAAAGCCCCAAGUCACACUCAGAAGGGGUCAAGUCCAACGUGCUGGCUCACUCUGCCUCAUGCUCCACUGUGCCCAAGCAGCCGCAUCCCGACCGCCAGGAGGACACCGAGCGCCUCCGGGGGGCAGUGAAGAGCCUGAGAGGCGAGCGGAGCGCCCUGCAGACCCAGCUGCUGGAGAAAGAUUUAGAGGUAAAGCAGCUACUACAGACAAAGGCUGAUUUGCAGAAGGAGCUGGAAAGUGUGAAGGAAGGUGAGAAGGAAAGGAGAGAGAGAGAGGAAGCUUUGAGAGAGGAAAUUCGAAUACUCACCAAGAAAUUACAAGAAUUGGAAGAAACCAAGACAGAUGAGAAAGAGGGUCCCGUGGAGUGGACUCCUGAGAUCCAAGAAGAACCCCAAGCCCUCCAGUCCCACAGAAACCCCAUUCUGCAAGACUUUGGACCAGAUAUAAGUGAGGGGGGCUUCUCCCGGCCACCCUCCUCCUGCUCUGAAGGGAGAAGAGACGCAGCUGCCAGGACUCUGCAGACCCGCUGGAAGGUGUACAAACACAAGAAAAAAAAAGCUGUUUUGGAUGAGGCAGCUGUUGUGCUUCAGGCAGCUUUCAGGGGACAUCUAACACGGGCAAGGCUAUUGACAAGCACAGCAAGUGGUUCAGAAGCUUCCAGCAUGCCCUGCCUUCCUGACCAGAACACCCCCUCGCCCCGUAUGCCAAGUCCCCUUGACCAGGCUGAGGAUGACCCAGAGCAAGAGGAGGCCAUUACCAUCAUCCAGUCUGUUCUCCGGGCACACCUGGCUCGGACCAGGCACAGUGUUGCCAGUAAGGGAACCGGCACUGCUGCUGCGACUAAGAGACCUGUGUCAGCUGCGCGUGACAGGACCUCCUCCCCACCCUGCCCGGCAGCUGUUCCUGGGAAGGAAGACAGUGAAGCGAGCAGCUGGGAGACCAUGGGGGGACCAGCUACUGAGGAAGAAGUGCCAAGGCCUUGGGGACCAGGGAGCCCCACCACCCUGCAGCCCUGCCCUGUGGCGUCCUCUCUCUCAGGGCCACCUACAGAUGAUGUCAGCUCCGAUGACUCGGACGAGAUUAUCUUUGCUCCGUCUCUGCCUAUGAAGAAAAGCACCUCCCCGCCCUAGACCCCUGCACAUGCCCCGCCGUGGCGAUGGCUCUAGCGGAGGAGGUUGGGGCUGAGAGGACAAAGCACUUGUAGAAGACAUAAUAACUAUAAAUGAAAAAUAAUUUAUCUUGUUAGGAAAAGAACGGUACAUACUUACCACCAGAACAUCUUAAUGGGUUUUUCUCUUUUGUUUUGCUUGUUUAAGGAAUCCCAAAUGCCUUUAUUCUCUGGCCAGGGUCAGGGGCCCAUCUCCAGCUGCAGUUCACCCUGGGGUUUCAGUUCCAGGCAGACACAGCUGCCCGGAAUUGUGGGGGCAGCCAGGGAGCCCUGCAGAGACACAUUCUCUUGUAGCAACAGACUGGCUGUCUUUGGCCUUGACUUGGGAAGAGCUGCUCCGUUAGGAUCCAGCACUGACCUCAUCACCUUCCUCAUCCUCGUUGACAUCUACUCCACCAGGAUUUGCUCCCAUCUCCACCUAGUAGGUCCAGCCAGACCCGCUGAGCCAUACCUUUUGGAAGAGCAAGAGAUGACACAGGCCUGCAGUGGGCGAUACCACAAACCGGCAGUAACAGAAGUGGAAUCUCUGGACCUUGGCUGUGUCGGCAGAACCACGCCUUCUACCCUGACCCUGCUGGCGUCCCUCCGUGCAGAGCUGGGAGUCGUGGCAUCCUGACGGGGCCACACCGGGCUGCCAAUGCCCUCUCCUCACAGCAGUGCUGCCCGUGGGCUCCAGGGGCACACGCAGGAUGCACAGGAAGCUGACAUGUUCUGCAGCCCUUGGUUCACACCCAUCUACCAGAUGCCAACUGAGGAGAAAAUGCAGGAGGGGCCCUACUGGCAGGAGGGCCUGGAGCAGGGCAGACAGGCUGCCUGGACACUUGUAGGAAGACACUGGGGCCAAAGCUAAAGAGCAUGGGAGGGGUGCAUGUUUGGGGGCAGACUAGGGAGCUGCUCUGCUGUGGGUUUCUGCGCAGGGUGACCCCAAAGCAGGGCUGAGGCUGGAAGGUGGGAGCCAGCAGCAGGUUCAGUGAGGAGGGCUGCCAAGACCGCGUGACCUCCAGGUCUCCUGACCAGUGGGGUGCUCUUAGCAGUGCUCAGCUGACCGGGGCUACCUUCAGGCAACAGCCUGGUGAUUGGACGGAGCCGCUUCACCCGUUAGGGUUUUGUUGGCUCGUUCACAUGUGCGUUGAGAGACCCUAGAAUAGACAGAUGGUCUGAGCACGCCUUGACUACUGACAAGGGGAAAGAGGGCCACUCUCUAGUCAGACGGACCAGAAGCCCUUACCCUGGCUGAGACCAGUUGCGUUAGUGAAAAGCAGACCAGCCUAGCUCAUCUGUCCAGGAUGCAGACAGCAGAGCAGAGCUUAAUUUUUUAGGAAAUAAAUAACCUCUGCAAAGCCCGCUAACCAUCAAGGUUUGAGUGAAGUGUGACCGCCACCAUGACCUGUCUAAGCGAAUGCAAAACCCUCCUUUGGCCUUGGAGGCCAUGUUUGCUCUCAGAUGACCCAGACCUGCUGAGCAGCAGAUUGCUGACCUGCUAUGUGUCCGGGCCGGCUACUCCAGGCUCCCACACACCAAGUUCUCGAAGGUCUGUUAGCAGUCGACACCCCAGGGAAGCAUCCUUAAAACUGAGAAGUGAUGCCAAGAAGUUGAACAGUGAAACCAGGUGGCUCACAGAGGAAGAAGUGGAUCGGCUGGUCUUUGACAUAUUUACUUAGAAUAAUUCUACCUUUAUACAUAAUUUAUACAUGAAUCUUUUGGAAGGGAUAGCUUUUCACUCUAUGCUACUCAUUAUUGGCCUUUGUAAAUAAAAGUUGUUUU
Molecule: messenger RNA, 4105 nt
Organism: Talpa occidentalis (Iberian mole)
Lineage: Eukaryota; Metazoa; Chordata; Mammalia; Eulipotyphla; Talpidae
Gene: IQCE
Product: IQ motif containing E
Exons: 24
Coding region: 309-2303 (664 amino acids)
Molecular function (GO): protein binding
Source: RefSeq, a predicted model, not a curated record